AUGAUUAUUUUGAAGCUUCGUCUCAACACGAAAAUAAUCGUUUGGCAUUCUGUUGCAAGUAAAAUAUUUAUCAAAAACUGUAAAAUUGAUAGAGUUGUUGAUAGCGGUGGUUCUUGUGGCAUUUAUGGUUUAGAAGUAAGUGAUUUUUCAGCGCAUUUGCGUGGUUAAUGUGUGUAAUUAGCCAAUAUUUACCUGUUCGGGUUGUGACAUGGGAAUUGACAUUUUUUAUUCUUAAUGUCUAUUUUAUUACUUUCAGGGUUUGAUGGACAAUAAACAAACGUCGGGCCAUCAUCUUGCCAAUGUGGAUUUUUACUGUGGAUGGUGCGCUGGCUGUGUGGAGACCAUCAUUCUGUUCCCACAGAGCAAGUUGAUUUUCCGCCAACAACUUCUCGGAUUGGCAGUCAAGGAUGCUGUAACCCAAGUAAGACCUUAUAUUUCAGUUGCGUUAUGUUUUUAGUUGAAAACGGAAGGAAUGGGGCUGCUGUAUCGCGGACUUUUACCACCUUUGAUCAUGAGGACAUCUACAAGAUCAAUCAUGUUCGGGAUGUUUGAUAAGUACAAAACAAUGUUGAAUGCUCAAGACAGGCCGGGUAUUGCUUCUUCUCUGACUCGACGGCAUGCACUUGCUGCGUUUCUGGGUACGUCAAUUGUAUUUUCUGCCUAUUAAAAUUAUCUUUCCCUUUCUGAUCUGUUUUCUUUAUCAGCGGGUGCAACUGAAGCGACUUUAUGUCCAUUGGAACGAGUACAAGUGCUACUACAAACUCAUGCCUACAACCAUCACUUCCGCAACACACAAGAUGCCUUCCGAUAUGUAUAUGGCUUUGGAAUCCACGAGUUUUAUCGGGGACUAUCAAUAAUCAUCUUCCGAAACGGCCUUUCCAACUCCUUAUUCUUCACUCUGCGAGAACCUCUGAGGCGGUCGUUCAUUGAAGAAUUGAAUCUUCAUAAUUGUACGUCUUCCGCUGCAACAAUAUUAGCAAACUUUGUGUCUGGUGCGAUUCUCGGUGCUACAAUUUCGACAAUCUUCUUCCCGGUUAAUGUGGUCAAACAUCGAUUGCAAUCUGAGCUCGGUACAACUUUCCAGUCUCCAUUCCGGAUAUUUAAAAUAGUAUGGAAGGAGAGGAAUUACUCUGUGAAGGAACUCUUUCGAGGGGUCCAACUGAACUUCACCCGGUCCUUGAUUGCCUGGGGCAUCACCAACUCAGUCUACGAAUUUUUAUUAGAGGCAUUCCGGUGAUAAAAGAUUUAUAUACUAUGUGGUGCUUGUCAUUAUAUGCUACGUGAAGACUUUUGCAAGGAAUUCAGGACGAGAAAUGGAUAGAUGAACUGAUGUUUUUGACCAAACCCAAGUGACAUUACUAGUAACUUUUGACUAAUGUAGAUGAAAAGGCUGAGGCAGCCUAGUCUAAAGCAAAGUCUAGCCAAAUUUGGAGACCGUCCAUUUCCCAUCCUUAUUUCCCGUUCCCUUCACCGACCAUCACCAUUAUUAGGAACAAAGAAUUUUAUUGUACAUAUACAAGUUAAGUCUCAGGUUCUAAUAAAAUAAAUUAUUUGAAUGGCCAGCGUCUUUUGUCCGCCUCGCCAUGUACAAACACUUUGUUGUUAUUGUGUCCGCGCGGCUCGUUUUCUCCCCCGCGACGUCACAAUUCUGAGACGCGUAAUUCCGUCGUUCGUUGUGGGGUUUUCGACCAAGGAUUAGGACCCACGUUCCGACUGAUAAUCAACUAGCCAAACAACCCCUGGAGGACUGGUUCAACAGGGUCGAGGGCCUUGAUUAAUAGGGGUUGGGACGCGUAUUAUAGUAGCUUCCAAGUGACUUCAUUCUGCCGUUUCAGUCCAGCCGUGGAGUCAACUUGAUGAAAGAUGCGAUGUGGAGGUCUUUCGUACUCUUGGCCUCCUUCCUUUUGAUCGUUGAAUCCCAAACUCCACCAUCGCCAUGGGCCCAGAGUCAGGCCCUGAAGCAGCAGACAGCUAGCAUCGGCGCUGAUCAUGCCUGUUUCCCUUCAGGACCGACUCCCCCGCACAUGGCUCCCAUCGCCACUCCGGCUUCCAUGCCACCUCCAACCCCAUUCGUCCAUUCCCCUCAGGCUAUCCCCGGAUCUCCUAUCGAAUUCCCCCUUCUUAAUGAACAGACCGCACCCUCGGGUCAAGUCAGACAUUCAGAUCAAGGCCAGACCCGAGAGCCCACUCCCUCGACCGUUUAUCGACGCGCUGAGACUUCAUUGACUCAGUUGCCGCUGCAGCCAGGCCCUUCCUUCACCGGAGACCUCCAAAUUGCACAUCCCCCAUCGCCUCACGAAAGGGAUUGGGUAUUGGCCGCAGGCAAUGAGACCGCCAUUGACAAUGUUCUGGCCAUCUCCUUGAUGUAUGGAGGGCGUCUGGCUUCGAUGGGAUUUUUUUACAGAGGAACGGACAUCUUUUAUUACGCGAUCAUGCAUAAAUAUAGCGGCCCGGUCUUCCUCAAACCCAAUCCUUACACUUAUACGGAGUUGAUGAGAGUGGCCAGGUAAGCGGCACUAGUCAGCCACAAAUUAAAUAUUGAUCCAGAGAUUCACCGAUUAUUUUUAGAGAGAAUGAAGAGGUCGAAUUAGGGCUUACUCAACUCUGUGGUCAAGAUAAUGGGCAAGGAAAGGUGACUUUUUCCACUUAUUGGGAGAGAAUACCCGGGAUCUCUUUUAAAGUGAGUUUUGUGAUUAUUCUUUAAAAUAAUUUCUUCAGAUUUGGUUUCCGGGAACUCGCGAAGCAGAAAUCCAAAGAGUUCGAUUUGAAAGUGAAGGAUAUCGAUUGACAAGUUUAUGUGGCUACAGUGUCAGGGUAACAAAUUCAUCCUUUAUUCAAAUACGCCUUUCAGAACAGAGCCCAAUAUGUGGGUGUGUGGUCUAAACCGACCUUAUCCAACACUCCAUACGAAGCGUACUACGGCUUAACGAUGACAGAAUGUCUGGAAAAGGACAAAGCUUUGAAGGCCAAGGGUUAUAUCGCGAUUCAGUUUAGAGUAUUUAAUAACGGGAAUGAUGUAGGUAAAGGAUUGUAUGUCCAACAGUCCAAUUUUAGGUCUUAUGUGCUGCCAUAUGGGAGUAUCAGCCGAAGAAAUGGCACACAAUUGAAUGGGGGACUGAUUUACAAGCAAUUCACAAGAAAGUAAUGCAAUACAGUAAUCCCCCGGCGAGAACAAGGCUGCCUAGACAGGUCUCUCAUUAUAUAGAUCCCGAACAGAAGGUGACGUAUGUGGUUUUGUGGAGCGAUCUCCACUCGUUUCGAUACACAAAUCCACCAGAGAUUUGGACUAAUAAAAGGUAGGUGGCAGUUUUCGAUGACUAAAGUGAUGCCCAUCGAAACUAUUCGUAUAUCACAGAAAAUUUGUAUAUUAGCAUUAGCAAUGCUUUCCAAAAAUUGUCCAUUGGGUCUUCCAAAAGGCCCGGAACUCUGUUUUACAAAGGCUGCAAGCCACAUGAAACCGCCCGAGAGCUGGGCGCAUUCUUCUUCUUUUGGGUUAUUUUUCGGAACAGACAACGAGAGAGUCCCUUAUAUCUCGUUGUUGCGCAAUAUCUGUUACGGGUUUUGUCUGACCCAAUUUGGAACUUAUUUUAUACGGUUAUCAUUCGUUUUCUACUGCGCAAAAUAUAUAUUUAUUACCAUGCCCUAUCAUGAUAUAUCAUCUUAUUUUUUUCAGUCGCAUUCCCACAACUUAUCUCCCGGGCACUACCGACCUCCUCAAACCAGAGCAACUCGACUUCAUUGUGAAGAGAGUCGAACAUUUUAUGCGCGAUCUGGACAUCCCCGGUCUUUCUGUGGCCAUCUCCAAGAAUGAGAGAUUAAAAUUUGCGGCAGGUAUGUCCUCAAGGUGAUGAUUUUAUAAAAUUUUAGGCUUUGGUUACAGUAACAUCCGAAGACAAGAACUCGUCACUCCGAUGCAUCAAUUUAGAGUCGGAUCAGUCUCUAAACCAAUCACAGCUGCCGCCAUCUUGAGCUUGGUGGACCAGGGGAGACUGCGGUUGGAUCAGAAAGUUUUCGGACCUGACUCUUUGUUCGGUAAGGUUACGGCAGUAUCUGAAGUUUGUUUUUAGGCUCUGAAUUCGAAAGGAAGAAGCCCUAUGGUCGUUUUGUGACUGACCUCACCGUCCGGAAUCUCCUUGAACACACAUCCGGCAAGACUCCAAUCGCCUCUCAAAAUUUUAACUUCCCUUUUUUAGGCGGAUGGAAUAAUCUCGAGAACGAUCCGGCUUGGAUUGAACCCCGCAAAUCAACUGCCGAGUUGAUUGGGAUGGUCCUGGAAUCACAACAAUUGGUAUUCAAACCGGGAAAGACCUGGAUCUACUCCAACUUUGGAUAUCAAUUACUUGGGCAUAUCAUUGAGAGGAUUUCGGGGAUGAGUUAUGAGGAAUUCGUGAAGAAAUACGUCUGGGAUCGAGUGGGGGUGGAAGAAAUUCAAAUCGCUAGGCCGACGAUCGCGGAGAAGUCACGGUAAAUAAUACUAUAUAAUUUCGGUCGAAAUCAGCUUUUCCCCCACAACGUAACCUAAUACGAUCACUUGUUGGAUCUUUAUUUUUGCUUUUUAGACGAGAAGUUCUCUACUACAUGAGUGGUAACCGGGUCGGUUUCAAUCCGUACGAGAUGCCUCCGCCAGAAAGAACCGGCCCAUGGGGUGGAUGGAUCGCUUCCCCCAUCGAACUACUCAAGAUGAUGUCCCAUUUAGAUGGAUUCUCUUAUCGAGCCGAUCUUCUAAGUCCUUGGGCACUCAAGGAAUGGGUGAAGCCAUCUGCAGCCUCCAAUGGCACUUAUGGAUUAGGCUGGUCCAUAAAUGUGAUGGGUUUUAAUGGCUGGCAGCACGACGGGAGGAUGCCGGGCUCUGCAUCGAUGCUAGUACGGCUGGAUAAUGGGCUGGAAAUGGCUGUAGUCGUAAACAAGGUAUACUUUUUCUAUUCUGAUUAUACUAGACAUCCGAUAAACUUCAUAAAUUUGAGUUUUCAGGAGUACAGUGAGCGCGAUUUCUUCCACGAACUCGGUUAUAUACUGCAUCACAUUGGACAGAAUUGUGAAUGGUGGUCUCGGCCGGACGUGGAUCUGUUUUCCAUGAAUUCUUUAGGGGUAUAA
Bursaphelenchus xylophilus (pine wood nematode) is the source of this 5094-nucleotide messenger RNA. The record is from the annotation of a GenBank genome assembly. Lineage: Eukaryota; Metazoa; Nematoda; Chromadorea; Rhabditida; Aphelenchoididae.